GCUCCGGCCAAGGCCACCGUCUGAAAUAUAGGUAGGCAGAAGGACCGUUUGCUCGAAUUCAAAGGAGGGACGUUUCCACUGUUUGGCUUACCCCGCUCAGUGGUAGGCUAACGCUCAGUUGAUAUUCGAGAGCUGGUGAGGGCGUGCAACUUCGCCGUUUUGACGCUGCAUACAUCAUGGCAAAAGCUCAAGCUCUAACUGUCGACCGGUUGACGAAUGGAUGGACGUUCAAGCAGGCAGAUGAUACAGCUCAGGAUGCAUGGCUGCCGGUCAAGAAAGUGCCCACCAAUGUUCAUCUAGACUUGAUGGACAAUGGCAAAAUCCCAGAUCCUUUUCUAGGGUUCAACGAGCUCGAGGCAGAGUGGGUCGCAGACCAGUCAUGGAUCUACCGAGUCGAGCUGCCUAAGGUUACAAAACCGAAGGAUGGUACAGCAUACGUACUAGCUUUCGAUGGCCUGGACACGUUUGCUACCGUCAAGCUCAAUAACGAGACUAUUCUCGAUAGCGAUAACAUGUUCAUCCCGCAUCGUGUCAAUGUUACCGACAAGCUGGAUCCUGGAUCGGACAACAUAUUGGAGAUUGUAUUCGCAUCUGCACGACUGGAAGCAAUCAAGAUCCGUGAGCAGCAUCCAGAUCACAAGUGGGUGGGCUUCAAUGGCGACAUGUCGAGGCUUGCCGCGAGGAAAGCUCAAUACCACUGGGGCUGGGACUGGGGGCCAAUACUCAACACUUGCGGUCCGUGGCGCGAAGUACGAUUGGAGACCUAUCAGACCCGGAUUGAGGAUCUACGUGUUGACUAUGAGCUUGAUGCGGGCUUGACGUCGGUACAGGGCACGGUCUCGGCGAAUAUCGAAGGCGCAUCUGCGAAAAGUGUUAGUUUUGCUGUAUACGACGGCGAGAAGUUAGUUUUCAAAGAAUCAACAAAAGUCAAUGACGGCGUGGCAAAGGUGGAGUUCCAUGUUAACAAUCCGAAGCUAUGGUAUCCGCAUGGCUACGGCGAGCAACCUCUCUACAAGAUCACUGCUACAAUCUCGGCGGACGAUGUAGAAUUGCACCAGGUGACGCGUCGUACUGGCUUCCGCAACGGCGAACUAAUCCAGGAGCCGGAUGCCAUUGGCAAGUCAUUCUACUUCCGCGUCAAUGGCGUGGACGUAUUCUGUGGUGGCUCGGAUUGGAUUCCUGCAGAUUCGUUCACAACCCGAGUAACAGAGGAGAAGUAUCGCAAAUGGUUAGAGAUGAUGGUGGAUGGAUAUCAAAUCAUGAUACGUGUAUGGGGUGGCGGCAUCUGGGAAGAAGACAUCUUCUAUGACAUCUGUGACGAGCUGGGUGUUCUGGUGUGGCAAGACUUCAUGUUUGGGUGCGGUAACUAUCCUGCCUUCCCAGCAAUCUUACGGUCGAUAGAGGAGGAGUGCACCGCCAAUGUUAGCCGACUACGACACCACCCUUCGAUCAUCAUCUAUGCGGGCAACAACGAGGAUUACCAGGUACAAGAGUCGUUUGGGUUGACUUACAACUAUGAGGACAAGGACCCAGAAAGUUGGCUCAAGACAGACUUCCCUGCCAGGUACAUCUACGAGAAGUUGUUGCCUGAAGUUGUCGCUGCGCAAAGCCCACAUGUACCGUACCACCCAGGCUCGCCUUGGGGUGACGGUAUUAAGACUUCAAACCCCACAGUAGGCGACAUGCACCAAUGGAACGUGUGGCACGGCACGCAGGAGAAGUACCAGAUCUUUGACACGCUCGGUGGCCGCUUCAAUAGCGAGUUCGGCAUGGAAGCCUUUCCUCACAUCGACACGAUCAAGUACUACUGUACCGAUCCAUCACAACUAUACCCGCAAAGCCAUAUGCUAGACUUUCACAAUAAAGCAGAUGGGCACGAGCGGCGGAUAGCGACCUACCUAGUCGAGAACUUCCGCACCAAAACCGAUCUUGAGGCAUUCAUCCAUCUUACGCAACUCUCUCAAGCCGAGGCAUUGAUGUUCGGGUACAGGGGCUGGCGUCGCCAGUGGGGCCAGGAGCGGCAUUGCGGUGGUGCGCUCGUCUGGCAGCUCAACGACUGCUGGCCAGUAACUUCGUGGUCCAUCGUCGAUUACUUUCAGCGCAAGAAGCCGGCUUACUACGCCAUGCGCCGGGUGCUCGCACCCAUCGCCGUCGCAGUCAAACGAGCACACUUUGAUUGGAGUGUGGUACAUGCAAGAGUGCCCAAGACCAGCGACUUCGAGGUCUGGGUCGCGAGCCAGAAGUUGGAUGAGAUCACAGCGACUGUGGAGUUGCGGUAUAUUAGUGUCAAGAGUGGGAGGGAGAUUAAAGACAAGGUUGUCAAGAAAGACAUUAAGCUGGUAGCGAACGGCACAACCGACAUCCUCUCAGGAACCAUAGAUAACCGGAACGAGGAGCCGCAUGUGCUGGCGGUCAGGAUAUGGGUCGACGGCGAAAUCGUGUCAAGAGACGUUGAUUGGCCGCAACCGCUAAAGUACCUAGAUUUCGACGACCGUGGCGUAGAAGUUAUUCCGAAGGGCGACACCAUUGUGAUCAAAGCAGAGAAGCCCACCAAGGGCCUCGUGUUUGAGGAACGAUCAGGUGUGCUUGUACACGACAGCGCCAUUGACGUUGUCCCUGGCGAUGAACAGGUCGUCAGAGUGAGGGGACUGGGCAAGCAGGACGAGCCAUUGAGAUGGACAUACUUGGGCAAAGAUUAGUGGUCAGCGUGCAGGAAGUACAAAGUGGAGACGUCUAGGGACGCGAGUGGUCUGAUUAUGCAAAGCUAUCAAAGGACCACAGUGUAGGGACUGAGGUUUUGAGAAGUAGAAAGGGGUUCAUGCUGCAUGCUGACGGACAGCACAGCAAGUCCUGAGUUAAUUAGCAGCAAACGGCUAGCAUUAGACGUCGUCGCAUUCUAUCUCUAGUGACGAGUUGGCGUUAGGACUGUUAUAGGCAAGGAAGUGGAAGAAUACAACUCGCAGCACAAUGGAUCAGUUCAGUCG
Molecule: messenger RNA, 2984 nt
Organism: Cucurbitaria berberidis CBS 394.84
Lineage: Eukaryota; Fungi; Ascomycota; Dothideomycetes; Pleosporales; Cucurbitariaceae
Product: glycoside hydrolase family 2 protein
Exons: 6
Coding region: 177-2699 (840 amino acids)
Biological process (GO): carbohydrate metabolic process; glycoprotein catabolic process
Molecular function (GO): beta-mannosidase activity
Source: RefSeq, a predicted model, not a curated record